AUGGAGACAAAGGGAAGAGUGUUGAAAUUAUGGAGUUUCAAACAAGCUCAUCUACUUAUGAAUAACAACCAACUAGCCGUUGUUGACACGACGAAUUGUACUUCUCAUAAGUCGAUGAAAGAUGAGGAUGAUAAUGAUUCAUGCAUUAUUGAUAACACGAAGCUACUUGGACUCCCUAAUUCAUCCCAAAGCAGUUCUAACAAUGAUAUGAGCAAGCAUUAUCAGAUUUCUUCUCAUCCAAAUGCUUCAGCAAUGAUUCUCAACGAAAAUAUGCCAUCCCCGGAACGACCGGGUACUAGGCCAUCACCGGCCACUGCCUUUUUAUUGAAACAAAUUUCUGAAGCUAAUAUGCCUGAGACGGGUCAAUUUUAUGAGAGGAUAUCACAUGAUAGUGGAAGUGAGAAGAACCGUUUCUUAAAUCUACCAGCACCAUAUCAUCUGUUACCCGAUACACCGUAUUUUCGUCGUGCGCCAAUUGUGCCUCCACCAACAAGGAGUUUAUCCACAACAGAGCAGAUACCCAUCCAACAACGUAUUAUUAAUCGUUAUCUGGCAAGCAUGAAGAUGGAUGAUGAAAAUGGUUUUGCGGCGAUAGCACAAUAUGAACGAGAAUGCUAUGAACAUUUAUAUAUAUCAUCAUAUCCUUCGGUAACAAUACCGGAACAGCAACGAUAUAGAUAUUUUGGAGGGGAAAGAUUUCGAGAAGGUGCAGGAAAAAUAGGAGCUGAAUUUGAUGCUAGAUCACGAUUAAAUAUAAAUGCAGGGAAGCAUAUUAUAUCUACCGAUUUCUUUGGUUCUUCAAUGAUUGAUGAUGAAACAAAGAUAUGUAGCACUCUAGGAGAUAGCACUAAUGGUGAUUUGUCAACACGAUUGCCAAAUCAGAAUUACGAAAUAUGA
This is a messenger RNA of Cercopithifilaria johnstoni, 897 nucleotides long. The record is from the annotation of a GenBank genome assembly. NCBI's taxonomy places the organism in Eukaryota, Metazoa, Nematoda, Chromadorea, Rhabditida, Onchocercidae.